AUGACUAUUCCAAGAAUUAUUCAAAAUAACUCAAUGAUGACUCACAGAAUUAGCCUCAUGCAAUUUAGUAAAAGUUUCUUUGGAAGUGACUCAAAUAUCAAAAAACCAGAAUAUAUUAAGGAAAUGACAUCAAUGGAAGAUUGGAAUAGCAUCCUUGAUAGCAAGACUCCAGUAGUAUUUUAAUGCUCUGCAUCAUGGUGCAGGCCAUGCUAGGUAUUAAGACCUGUUGCAGAGAAAAUAAUAAAAGAUCACAAUGGCAGAGUUGUGUUCUAUUAUGUUGAUAUCGAAAAAUUCCCUGAAAUUAGCAACAUGCUUAAUAUUCAACACGUUCCUCAAUUGUAUUCUGUCAAAGAUGGAUAGUUAGUAAAUUCUUUGUCUGGAGUCCCAAAUAAUACAGAUUUAAAUAAAUUUGUAGCAGAUUUGUAUGAUCCCAACGAACCAUAAGUAAAAGAAUGA
Messenger RNA from Stylonychia lemnae, 456 nucleotides. NCBI's taxonomy places the organism in Eukaryota, Ciliophora, Spirotrichea, Sporadotrichida, Oxytrichidae. The record is from the annotation of a GenBank genome assembly.